UCUAAUAAAAAUAAUCAGUACUCUGUUUGCACAAAUAAAAGCCAUUACACUAAGAAUUGUAUUGAACAAACAUGCAGUUUCAUAUAAUUUUAUCGAAAGUUUUUUCUAAAAUAUAUACAAAUUCAUUAAAUCGCCUUCGUCCCAUAAUUACACGAAGUGCAGCGACGUCAAACAAAGACGAAGCUGUGGAUUUAGCUUAUUCUUCAUACGAAUACGCUGAUAAGACUUCGACGAAGCCGCCGCUAGUUAUACUACAUGCUCUGUUGGGUUCAAAGAACAAUUGGAUAGAUGUGAGUAAAGCAAUUCAUGAAACAACUGGCAGAAGAGUGAUCAGUAUUGACGCACGAAAUCACGGUGAUAGCGCACAUUCACCCCAACAUACUUUAUGUCAUAUGGCGCAUGACCUUAGCAAGCUGCUUGAACAGCUAGAACUGCCAAAAGUAUCUGUAUUCGGACAUAGUAUGGGCGGCCUUAGUGCAAUGGUGUUUUCAUUACUCUAUCCUGAUUCUGUAUCGAGUUUGAUUGUGGAAGACGUAUCACCAGUAAGAACAAAUCCUCAAAUAAAAACCAUAGUAAAUUUGUUCGAUGCUAUGGCUACUGUGACUGUUAAGCCGGACGUCCCAAUGUCGAAGGCAAGGAAACUGGUUGACGAACAUUUGAAAUCAGUAACCCUGGAUAUCAAUAUACGAAACUAUUUAAUCACAAACUUGGUGUAUAAUGACAAUGGUUACACAUGGCGAUUUAAUUUACCAGCUCUGAAAAAUAUUUUUAAAUAUGCAAGCUUGCCUGAUAGUUUAAAAGGUGUACAAUAUGUUGGCCCAACUCUUUUCAUUGGAGGAUCUCUUUCCAAUUUUAUUGGUAAAAAUGAACUACCAAAAAUACAAGAAUACUUCCCGUUAGCUCAACUCACUUAUAUCGAAGGUGCUGGACAUUGGGUGCACAUUCAACAACCAGAGAUAUUUCAUAAAGUUGUUUGUAAAUUCCUUGUCGAAAAUUAAUAUAAACAUCCAGUCAAUGAGGAUAGUACAUUCACCACA
This is a messenger RNA of Nymphalis io (European peacock), 1037 nucleotides long. RefSeq names its product protein ABHD11-like. The record is from RefSeq and is a predicted model, not a curated record. Bases 72 to 998 code for a protein of 308 amino acids. Lineage: Eukaryota; Metazoa; Arthropoda; Insecta; Lepidoptera; Nymphalidae. Gene Ontology annotation, cellular component: mitochondrion. The transcript has 3 exons. Gene Ontology annotation, molecular function: catalytic activity.